Molecule: messenger RNA, 1665 nt
Organism: Lachancea thermotolerans CBS 6340
Lineage: Eukaryota; Fungi; Ascomycota; Saccharomycetes; Saccharomycetales; Saccharomycetaceae
Gene: DED81
Product: asparagine--tRNA ligase DED81
Exons: 1
Coding region: 1-1665 (554 amino acids)
Biological process (GO): asparaginyl-tRNA aminoacylation
Cellular component (GO): cytoplasm
Molecular function (GO): ATP binding; nucleic acid binding; asparagine-tRNA ligase activity
Source: RefSeq, a predicted model, not a curated record
AUGUCAUUGUAUAUCAACGAGAGCACCGGUGUGGACGACAUUUCCGUGACCGGAAGCCAAGACCAGCCUUUCAAAACACCAGCAUAUGCCCUAUUUUCUGCUCGUGAAGAUGAUGAAGAACCUAAGCUGUUUGUGUUCAAAAAAGACGAAGAAAAGGGUGACUGCUUUGUCGAAAUCUCUGCUAGUGCUUUGAAGAAAGCUCGCAAAGGGUCUGAUGGUCUGAAGAAGAAACUUGCUAAACAGCUUGAACUCGAAAAGAAGAAGCAAGAGAAAGACGAGAAUGAAGCCGCUAAAAAGCUUGAAGCUUUGAACAUUAAGAUUGAAGAAGACAAGUCUCUCCCUGAGGCCAUUAAAUGCAAGAUUCAAAAGAGUUACGAUGCUGUCGACCAAAGAGUAAAAGUCUCAGGUUGGAUCCACAGAUUACGGUCUAGUAAAAGCCUUGUAUUUAUUGUACUGAGGGAUGGUACUGGGUUCCUGCAAGCAGUUCUUACUGGCGACUUGGCUCGUGCCUACCAAACUACAGCUUUAACGCUAGAAUCCACUGUCACUUUAUAUGGUAAAGUUUGCAAGCUGCCUGAGGGCAAAAAUGCCCCUGGCGGAGUUGAGUUACUGGUGGACUACUACGAGGUGGUCUCAUUAGCUCCCUCCGGCGAGGAUGCCUUCACUAACAAAAUCGCUGAAGGUGCUGAUCCCUCGUUGCUUUUGGAUCAGCGUCAUUUAGCUCUGAGAGGUGAAACUUUGUCUGGUGUGAUGAAGGUCCGUGCAGCCCUGCUUCGUGCAGUUCGCCGCUUCUACUAUGAAGAAGGACUUACUGAAGUGAACACUCCUUGCAUGGUUCAAACUCAAGUCGAAGGUGGUUCUACUUUAUUCAACUUGGGGUACUACGGUGAAGAAGCUUACUUGACCCAGUCGUCUCAGCUUUACUUAGAGACUUGCUUGGCCAGUUUGGGUGAUGUUUACUGUAUCCAAGAGUCGUUCAGGGCCGAAAAGUCGCACACCAGAAGACAUCUUUCGGAGUACACACACAUUGAGGCAGAGCUCUGCUUUUUGACCUUUGACGAUCUGCUAGUCCACAUUGAGAAAUUGAUCACAACAGCAGUCCGUUAUGUCUUGGAGGACCCAGUUGCAGGCCCAUUAGUUGAGCAGUUGAACCCUGGUUUCAAAGCCCCAACCAUGCCCUUCAUGAGACUGGACUACAGAGAUGCUAUCAAGUGGCUUAACGAGCAUGGUAUCAAAAAUGAGGAAGGUGAGGACUUCAAGUUCGGGGACGACAUUGCUGAAGCUGCCGAAAGAAAAAUGACAGACACAAUUGGCGUUCCUAUCUUUUUGAUAAGAUUCCCAGUUGAGAUCAAAUCUUUCUACAUGAAGCGCUGUGCCGAUGAUGCCAAUGUCACCGAGUCCGUAGAUGUUUUGAUGCCUAACGUUGGAGAGAUCACCGGUGGCUCGAUGAGAAUUGAUGCUAUGGAUGAACUGAUGGCAGGUUUCAAGCGUGAAGGAAUUGCCACCGAUCCUUACUAUUGGUUUAUUGACCAAAGAAAGUACGGUAGCUGCCCUCAUGGUGGUUACGGUAUCGGCACGGAGCGUAUCCUUGCUUGGUUGUGUGACAGGUUUACCGUCAGAGACUGUUCGCUGUAUCCUCGCUUCACAGGUAGAUGUAAACCAUAG